This is a messenger RNA of Caenorhabditis sp. 36 PRJEB53466, 1743 nucleotides long. NCBI's taxonomy places the organism in Eukaryota, Metazoa, Nematoda, Chromadorea, Rhabditida, Rhabditidae. The record is from the annotation of a GenBank genome assembly.
AUGGCGGCUCCAAAUCACAAUGAAAUGCCAGACGUCACCAUCGAGUUGGACUACGACGAUGAUUUAUUGGAGGACGAGGAUGUGGUUAGAAUAUUUUCCCACAAAUGUCUACAUGAAAUCAUUGCAGCUUCCCGAACAAGCCGAAGAAGAGGAUGAUAUAACUAUCGACGAUCCGAUCGCACUUUCCGAUGUAACUUUCGAGUUUCCGGACGGGAAAAAGUAUGACGAGCCUUAUUUUCACUGAGAUACACAUCUUUUCUUGAAUCUCCAGAAUCAAAGAACUGGCGAACGACAUUCUCGUCUCAAUUUUCGACAAUUUGAAGUUUCCAACCGCCGUGUCGACGCCUUCGUGGCCUUUUGUCUACGAUUACCUGUGCAAUCAGUUGCCGGUUAGUUGUAAACAUAGUACGUGGGUGAUUACCGUAAUACAAACUAUUCAGAACACCGACGCAAUCAAGAAUCUCGACAGAAAAGACGCUUGGAAACCAUUCCACGAAUUGGAAGCUCAACAGUUGUUAGAUGCACUCGAGGCGGCGCAACGGAUCGAUGUUUUGUUCGAACUGCAAAUGAAAAUGAGAGCUGGCGACUAUUUACAAGUUAGAAGAGGUAUAAUCGAAGGAAAUUCCAACUGCGACAAACGUUUAUUUGUCAGUUUCGCGCAAUCUCAGUCAUGCAUCAACUCUAUCGAUUAGAAGCGAAAUUUCCGACGUGAACCAACCGGCGAAAAAGUUUUCGGGAAAGAAAAGUGAGCUUUUUUGUUUGAGGAAGAUUUCUAUCCUAGUCUUGUUCAGGAAUCCUGGUUUUGCACUACGAGAGAACUGAAACGGAAAAAGCCAACUUUAGUUGGUUCAUGCAAAAUUUGAGAAGAAAUUUGCGUUCUCCGGCAGCCAACGGUUUGAAAUUGCUCGACGUGGCCACUUUGGAGAAAGACGACGGAGGAAAUAUGGUCUACAAAAUCGAUGCAAUGUAUAACGAUGUAAGAUUUUUUCAGUUUCUGAGUAAAUCGGCAGUUUUCAGUUCGUUCACAUUGUCGUUUGCUUUAACAACUCGUACAUGACGUCUUUUGACACUAUCGAUUUUGCAAGGGACUUUUGGCUGAGAAAGUGGAUUCAUGAGAAAACAAAGAUCGAGUUCAUGGACAAUCAGGGCAGGAACAAACGAUGUCGGUGUGUGCUCAUGCCGGUGAGUCUGCUGUUUUUGCCUUUUUUCCAGGUCGGGCCGGGACUUUUGACCCACUUCCAAUAUUCCGAUCUUUGCAGUCUUCUUGGACUUGGAUGGGAAUAUCUUGGGUCCAAGUUUUGAACCAAUAGGAUUGUCUGGUCCGUAGAUAUACUGGUUUGAGGCUGAAAGAUCAGGUUUUUGAGGAAAUUUUGGUUUUCUCUGUCUCUAAUCCACUUAUCUUCGGACAAGAUAAUCCUAUCGGACUGAAACAGAGCCACAAAAUAUUUCAACCCGAGUCCAGAAAGUUUGGAAACUCUGGGUUCGAUCAGAUUAUUGCGAGUGGUUGAAAAGACCAAGCCUGUUACAAAUUCUGUUUAGGGCACGACGCACGUGAAUCGUCUCGAUUGGGCGUCCGUCACUACUCAAUACAAAUUCCCCGACGAUUUCAACGACCUUUUCAAGAGGCUCAUUCUUAUGCGAACCACGACUUCCAACACAGUUGAAAUGGGACGAAAAAACGAAAUUGAAAGACCAGGAACAAUUGACGCAACUGACACAGUUUCAGCAGCAGCAACUAGUUGA